Molecule: messenger RNA, 1335 nt
Organism: Vicia faba (fava bean)
Lineage: Eukaryota; Viridiplantae; Streptophyta; Magnoliopsida; Fabales; Fabaceae
Source: the annotation of a GenBank genome assembly
AUGGAGUUACGGUUUGUAUCACAGUUCGUCUUCGGCAUUCUCGUUAUCGCGCUUCUUUUUUCUCUCACUACCAAUGCAAUCGAUCACAAAGAAUCGAGUGUUGUUGAUGGAGAAGAGAAGUUGCAGAUUCAGAGCUUGAAGAAUUCGUCAAUGGCGGAAAGCUUAAGUGACGCUUUGAACGAGCAUGCUGUUGAUAAUCCAGAGGAACUUGCUUCCAUGGUAGAUACGACUAUACGCAAUCAUACAGAGAGAAGGAAUCUGAAUUUUUUCUCAUGUGGGACUGGAAAUCCAAUGGAUGACUGCUGGCGCUGUGACAGGCGUUGGUCUUUCCGGCGAAAGAGAUUGGCUGAUUGCGCCAUUGGUUUCGGUCGCAACGCCAUAGGUGGCCGUGAUGGAAAGUACUAUGUUGUGUCGGACCCAAAAGACGAUGACCCCGUGAACCCAAAACCAGGCACUCUCCGUCAUGCCGUUAUUCAAGAUAGGCCCUUAUGGAUCGUGUUCAAGAGAGACAUGGUGAUCACUCUGAAGCAAGAACUGAUCAUGAACAGCUUUAAGACCAUUGAUGGUCGUGGUGCCAACGUUCAUAUUGCAUUUGGAGCCGGCAUUACUAUCCAGUUUAUCACCAAUGUCAUCAUACAUGGCGUUCAUAUUCAUGAUUGUAAGCCUACUGGGAAUGCUAUGGUUCGCAGCUCCCCUUCCCAUUUUGGAUGGAGGACAAUGGCUGAUGGUGAUGGCAUUUCCAUCUUUGGUUCCAGCCAUAUUUGGAUUGAUCACAACUCUCUUUCCAAUUGCGCUGAUGGUCUUGUUGAUGCUAUUAUGGGUUCCACUGCCAUUACUAUUUCCAAUAAUUAUUUCACCCACCACAAUGAGGUUAUACUAUUGGGUCACAGUGACUCAUAUGUCCGUGACAAGCAGAUGCAAGUAACCAUUGCAUACAACCAUUUUGGGGAGGGUCUUAUCCAAAGGAUGCCUAGGUGCAGACAUGGGUAUUUCCACGUGGUAAACAAUGACUAUACCCAUUGGGAGAUGUAUGCCAUUGGAGGUAGUGCUGAACCCACAAUUAACAGCCAAGGAAACAGAUACCUUGCUCCUCAGAACCCUUUUGCUAAGGAGGUAACUAAGAGGGUGGACACAGGGUCCGGCAUAUGGAAAGGUUGGAAUUGGAGGUCUGAGGGAGACCUUUUGCUAAAUGGAGCCUUUUUCAUUCCAUCAGGAGCAGAAGCUGGAGCAAGCUAUGCUAGAGCCUCAAGUUUGGGGGCCAAAUCAUCUUCUUUAGUAGGCUCCUUAACCUCAAGUGCUGGUGUUAUUAGCUGUCGCAGGGGUGGCAUGUGUUAA